Molecule: messenger RNA, 1217 nt
Organism: Haliotis rufescens (red abalone)
Lineage: Eukaryota; Metazoa; Mollusca; Gastropoda; Lepetellida; Haliotidae
Product: mannan-binding lectin serine protease 2-like
Exons: 7
Coding region: 162-1133 (323 amino acids)
Biological process (GO): proteolysis
Molecular function (GO): serine-type endopeptidase activity
Source: RefSeq, a predicted model, not a curated record
GGUAUUGAAAAGAUGUAUGUAGAUUGUGAUGUAUCAAAAGGGCGAACUUGAUUGACGAAAACCUUUUGCAGGUUCGUUUAAAGCAAUAAGAGGAGUUGCUACACUGCUAUCCUGUACGACUGUUCACAAGCUGCUGUCAAUUCCCACAUCAGCCUCACAAGAUGGCCGCUCUCACCAUCACGCUCUGCCUUGCGCUAUUUGGAGCCGUUUUGGGCCAAGACUGCGGUCAGAGUCAGUUUUACCCAGAAGGAAGAAUCAUUGGCGGAGUCCCAGCCUCAGCAUGCAGUGUUCCGUGGCACGCACAUGUCCAUUUUGUCACGGACAACAAAAAUCCCCCUUUGAACCCUUACGGACUCAAUGCCAUCAACACCCUCAACUGUGGUGCAGUCAUCAUUGACGAGCUGCAUGUGAUGAUAUCGCCAACGUGCAUGUUCCUGUAUGGAACAAAUGUGCAGAAUCUUCUCGCGAGGGUACUGAUCGCAGCUGGAGAUAAUGACGUCAGCAUCUAUCCAGAAACCUCCACUCUAGGCUUCACCCAGGAACAGUUCCGUAUUCCGGAAGCCAUUUACUUCCAGGACGAGUACACCAUUAGAAACCAGGCGGCCCUUUUCGCAUCCAUCAACCCGAAUAUUGAAGAAUUCAAAGCAUUUAGAGAUAACCAGUGUGGGAUAAUAAAGGUGACCGAACCGUUCGUCAUGAACCAGUGCGUCAACAAAUUAUGUUUGCCCACAGCGUCUGACUCUGCCUGUACUUACAAGGGAUGUAUACACACUGGGAACGGUCUUCGCACACAAACAUUACCCACUUCAGAGCCAACAAGGAACAACCAGACCGACAUUAUCCGCAUGACCGCUCUACCCCCUGCUGCUUGUGCUGUGCUGGAGGCCAUGGGAAAAGCCCUCCCUGCAAACGGGGGUCUCUGUGCCAAGUCGGAGACCGGUGGAGUCCCAUGCAUUAAUGACAAUGGUGGUGGGCUCGCAUGCUUCAACACCGACACCCAACGCUGGUUCCUCCAGGGCACUGCUCUCGUCGACAACUGCAACGCAGCAUCGGCCUCAAGUUUCGCUGAUAUCUCUCAAUGUCUUACCUUCAUAAACGACACAUUGAACGGACGCACUGCUCCCGCUGUGUAAAGGACAACAACCUCAAAUGACGACCUAUUACAGUGACUAGACUCAAAGCCAGUUAUGAUGCAAUAAAUAUGUUAUUUUGUCAAA